AUGUCGCAAGACGAGGAUUUGGCAGGCGAACCUCCCGCUUCAAUAAACCCGUACGAAGUACUAGACGUCGACGAAAAGGCAACAGCAGAUGAAAUCAAGAGCGCAUAUAGGAAGAAGGCUUUGAAACAUCAUCCAGACAAAGCUGCCCUUGACCAGAAAGAAGACGCAAAGCAGAAAUUCCAAGAAAUCGCAUUUGCCUACGCCAUCCUCUCCGACGAGCGUCGCCGCCGCCGCUACGAUCUCACUGGCAACACAUCCGAAUCCCUUGAUCUUGAAGACGAUGACUUCAACUGGACCGAAUUCUACAAGGAGCAAUUUUCGGGGCUAGUCGACGUUUCGGCCAUUGAGAAGAUCAAGAAGGAAUAUCAAAACACAGAUGAGGAGAGGAACGAUCUUUUAGCUGCGUUUGAGCAAUUCAAAGGUGAUUUGGAUCGGGUUUAUGAGGUUGUUAUGCUUAGCAGUGUGUUGGAGGAUGAUGACCGAUUUCGAGCGAUUCUCGACAGGGCAAUUGCCGAUAGCGAGGUGAAAGGGUGGAAGAAAUAUACAGAGGAGUCGGAGAGUAAACGCCAAAAGCGGUUGAAACGUGCUCAGGCAGAGGCUGCUGAAGCCGAGGAGGCGGCUAAAGAACUUGAUGCGAAGAGUGCGGCAAAGGGCAAGAAAAAGAGCAAACCUAGUAAGGAGGACGAUAAUGCUCUCGCGGCUCUAAUUCAACAACGUCAAAAGUCUCGAGCGGCCAAUUUUUUCGAUGACUUGGAAGCAAAAUAUGCACCGAAAAGUGCGGGCAAGAGUAAGAAGCGUUCUGCGGCGGAUGAACCGCCUGAGGAGGCAUUCGCGGCUGUUGGAGCCCGCAAAAGCUCCGGGAAAGGAAAAGGCAGCACCAAACGUUCCAAGGCUUGA
This is a messenger RNA of Talaromyces amestolkiae, 897 nucleotides long. RefSeq lists its product as uncharacterized. Gene Ontology annotation, cellular component: cytoplasm; nucleus. The transcript has 2 exons. NCBI's taxonomy places the organism in Eukaryota, Fungi, Ascomycota, Eurotiomycetes, Eurotiales, Trichocomaceae. Gene Ontology annotation, molecular function: heat shock protein binding. Bases 1 to 897 code for a protein of 298 amino acids. The record is from RefSeq and is a predicted model, not a curated record.